AUCCAACCAUCCAUCUGUCCGUCCGUCCGUCCAUGAGCCUCCGGGGCUGGCUGCCGGGGCCCUGGGCCGCCCUGGCCUCCACCCUGAUGCUCCUCCCAACAGUGCUCGGGUCGGCCGGGGAGGAAGACAGAGGCCUGCGUCUGCUCUGCCUUGACCUCCAGACGGUGCUGGUGACCUGGGACCACGGCGGCCAUGCCAACCUCAGCCUCCACUACAGGUUCGAUGAGGAGGCGGCCUGGGGCCCGUGUGGGGCGUACGCCGUGCGGGCCGGGGUCACGGCCGGCUGCGAGCUGGGGGUUCGGGGCGACAUCCUGCACCUGACCCUGCGGGACGGGGGUCGGGCCCUCCUCCACCUCAGCCGCUACGUCGCUGACUUCCGUGAGCGCCGGGGCCUGGUGACCCCCCCGUGACCCCCUGUGACCCCCCCAUG
Messenger RNA from Dipodomys ordii (Ord's kangaroo rat), 430 nucleotides. RefSeq names its product cytokine receptor-like factor 2. The record is from RefSeq and is a predicted model, not a curated record. NCBI's taxonomy places the organism in Eukaryota, Metazoa, Chordata, Mammalia, Rodentia, Heteromyidae. Bases 33 to 410 code for a protein of 125 amino acids. The transcript has 3 exons.